Molecule: messenger RNA, 570 nt
Organism: Lobosporangium transversale
Lineage: Eukaryota; Fungi; Mortierellomycota; Mortierellomycetes; Mortierellales; Mortierellaceae
Exons: 2
Coding region: 89-448 (119 amino acids)
Cellular component (GO): mitochondrion
Molecular function (GO): structural constituent of ribosome
Source: RefSeq, a predicted model, not a curated record
ACCAGAAGCUUGAACAACAGCAACCCUUUAUUGUGCUAAUCCUCUAAGUCAUUACAAGCUCUGUUACUCCACCACUCGCUGCUUCACCAUGUCCUCUAUUGCAAAGGAAAUCCUUACAAAGUCAAGCAAUGCCUUGCCUCUCAUCUCAAGGGCUACACAACCUAAGAACCUAUACAGAGCACUGAAGGUCAUGGAUGGCAACGGAAUUGGAGAGACUGUUACAACAACAAAACUGCUCAAAAAAGGAUUCACAGAUUGCUACUACAAGGUCACCUCACUUGAGCUCCGUGGGCCUGAAUUGAACCACGGAAAAGCUUAUGGCGUUGAAGUCUGGAAGGGCAAGGUCUUGAACGACGGUAAACCUGUUGAGAUUCGUGGAGGUUUGAAGUGGAACUGGGUUAAAUACACACCAACAAGUGAGCAUGUGUCAACAAAAGCUGUGGCAUGAAGCUGGGCGUCAUUAGGUGGACAUAGACUGGAUAAAGAUUGUCUUCUUUUCUCAAUAUAAUCAUUGUAUUAAAACCCACGUAUUACAAGAACUAUGGGAUAUAUUUAUUACGGUAAUAUUUG